AUGGCACCAAGCCGGGGCCAGGAAAAGGAGACCGCGCCCAAACCACAUGAAGCAGAUCAGUCGCUGGGAUCCCGCACUCGCACAGAAUCUCCUGGCCCUUCAGCAAGAAAGGGCGGCAUGGUUGCGAGCUCCCAGCUGAGUAAGGAUCCGAAGGCAAAUGAUAAGAUCCCAAAGUUCCGCAUCGUGAUGUGCUGGAUGUUGUUUGGCUGCAGACUCGUCUGCCAAGCCAAUCGAAUUCUUUUCGGGGCGCUCCUACCAGCAAUUCGUCAGGACCUUGAGCUCUCUGACACGGAAGCUGGAAGCCUGCUGUCUGCGUUCGCGUCAGGUUACAUGCUGACGCAGAUCCUCGGGGGAACCUUGGCCGAUCGAAUUGGGGGCAAAUGGAUUCUACAGCUUGCAAUUUGCGCAGUCAGCAUGGGGUCCAUUGUGGCGCCCAUAGCACUGCAGCAGGGCUUCCGGGCAACAUACUGCACUUACUUUAUGAUGGGCUUUCUGGAGGGGCCAUCCUUUCCUGCCACCGGGUCGAUGCUCUCCAAAUGGAUCCCUGCUGAGGAACGCUCCACUGCCUCAUCCUUGGCCGACACGGGCGGAUCUGUUGGCGGGCUGCUAGCCCUCGGAGGUGGUCCUUUCUUGGCAUCCUUGUUGGGUUGGCAACUGACCUUCGCAGUCUAUGGAGUGCUUUCCAGUUGUUUCUGUAUUACAUGGCUCGGCAUCGCUUCCAGCUUGCCAACAUCGAGCUCCUUCAUAUCCGAAGUCGAGUUGCAGAUGCUCAUCAACGAGGGGGUGGUCAACAAGUCUCUGGCGAGCCAGAGCCAGCCUACCAAGGUUCAAGGAAUUUCCUGGCGCAUGUUCUUCUCGUCACCAGUCCUGGCUGUAUGCUAUGCCCAUGCGGUUUUCAAUUUCGGAAGGUACUUCCUCUAUGGAUGGAUUCCAACAUUUUACAGUCAGGUGCUGGGUGUGCCGGCGGCCACGGCUGCUUUCUGCAUGACGUCCCUCCAGGUUGCUGACGCGUUUGUGAAACUCGCAGUAGCUCCCCUCGCUGAUAGUCUCGUCAAAUCGGGAAGGCUGUCUAUCUUGGGGCUGCGCAGACUGUUGAGCUGCAGCGGCUUCGUCGGCUUCGGUGCCGCACUGGGGCUGUGUUCGUUGACAACUUCACCAGUUUUAGUCACUGCAGCGUUGGUCUUGGGCAAGAGUGCUGCUUCUUGCCACGCUGCGGGUUUCAAGACAAACUAUCUGGACAUUAGCCGAGCUCACACCGGAUCCAUCGCUGGAGUGGGAAACACCCUGGCAACAUUGUCCAGCACAGCUGCUCCACUAAUUGCAGGUACUGUGAUCCAGGCCAGAGGCUGGAGCUCUAUGUUUCUCAUUUGCUUAGCUGUGAAUCUGUCCGGAGCCGCUGUAUUCGGCAUCUUUUCUUCAGCACAGAAUCUGGACCCUGUGCUGAAGAAGGCUCGCCGGCCUGGGGUUGAAAAAUGA
This is a messenger RNA of Symbiodinium sp. CCMP2592, 1476 nucleotides long. Lineage: Eukaryota; Dinophyceae; Suessiales; Symbiodiniaceae. The record is from the annotation of a GenBank genome assembly.